AUGCUUCGUUGGGCAGGCCUUUCCAGCUCGGAGGAUGCAACAAUAGCGCCACCGCACAAGAACAGUGACUGCACCAUUCGACCGACCAGCCAACAGGCCGAUGUGAUGAAGCAAGCGUACUCCAAAGCUCGCAGUCUGACAUGCGAAACAGGCGAGAUGUCCUCGCAAACUACUUCUUCGGCAUCGAGUAGUUUCAGAGACGAAGAAGAAGAUCAGUCGCCACAAAGUAGUAGGGACGUUUCCAAGGAUGUUAAUCAAUUCGUUGUGGUGAUGGACAAGGGGAAUGAGGACAAUGACUGCCCGUCGUCAUUCAAGGAAGAAAAGGCCGUAAAGGACGAAGAUGGGGAUCUCUUCUUUGAUUCUGUGGACCCUGAGUAUGAGAUUGCCGUCUACGUCGAUGGAAUGACUGUAUACCCAUCCGACGGUCGACCAGCUUUUGUUCCACCUGGUCUCUGUUCCGCAAAGAUACCCGACGACUUUCUCGAAAUGGCUGACUUUGAUCCAGCGGAAGCUCGAGUAAUUUGGGAGAAGUGCAAACAAUGGCGAAAAGAACAGAAGAUCUGGUCCAUUCACACGCGCCCAAACCAUCGGUUCCACCACGCAAAGCAGUACUAUCCCAGUUGCUAUUAUGGGGUCAGUAAGGAUGGCUAUGUACUGGAAUACUCAUUCCCAGGGCAAAUGCAACCCAAGGCUCUCUUUCCAGAAAAAGGAGUCAUUGAUGAAAUGUUGGAUCAUCAUUGCUUCAUGGCAGAGUACUCGGCCAAUUGUCUCUACACUGACCGGGAGACUUGGCAACUAUUGGGAAGGGAACCCUUGGUAUUAGAUCUCGACAACCCUAGCCCCACAUCCAAGGGGUUGAUCAUGGUCAUGGAUGUCAAGGGAACAGGACCACACUUGCUAGACUCAAAAGUGUUUACUUUUCUCACGCGCAUGGCAGCAAUGUCAGAAAAGUACUUCCCCGUCUAUCUGGACCGUGUACUCGUGAUCAAUUCGCCGUUCUGGGUAGCUGGAGUCUUUGCCACCAUCAAACCCUUCCUGCCAGAUAUCUUGCCGGUGGAAAUUGUGUCGGUAGCCAAUACGUUGGACACGUUGCGAAAAUACGUCGACGAUGAUCAUCUACCGAUGCAGUAUGGCGGAUCGUGCCCGUAUCCCAUGCAUGAGCAUCCCUUGGAAUGCCGGUUGCACCAAGCUGUGGCAGAGGCCGCAGCAUACGGUACCACUUCGGAAAACGAGAAGAAGAACAACGACAAGCCAAAAGAUUCCUCCCCAACUCCCACCGUGGCCAGCAGCCCCGCAAGUAGUUUUGAAGAGGACGACGAAAAGGAUCCUAGUAAUGCUACCACUAGGGCGGGAUGCUUGCGAGUGCCAUUCUGUGGUGAGGUAGAGGACAGCAAUGUUGAUGUGUUGACCCUUGCUCCACAGCGUCCAGGCUUUGAUUUAGUUAGUGUUACACGACAGUUCUGGACCUCUCUGGUGACUGGCUUUCCUUGUGGUGGGAAACCGCGGUCUACUAGGCAUAGCUAG
Molecule: messenger RNA, 1524 nt
Organism: Seminavis robusta
Lineage: Eukaryota; Bacillariophyta; Bacillariophyceae; Naviculales; Naviculaceae
Source: the annotation of a GenBank genome assembly